AUGAAGAGCUCUUUGUUGCUGUGCGUGGCCUUGGCUGUCUCCUUGGGGUUCAUCCUUGUGGCAGGUUAUCCAUGGGACUCUGAUGACAAAGAGUACGUGCUGGUCAAUAACAAGUGUCAGUGUGUAACAGUGACCUCAAAGUUCGUCCCCUCCAAAGAAAAUCCUGGUGAAGAAAUCCUGGAGAGAAACAUACGCAUCGUAGUCCCCCUGAAGGCUCGAGAGAAUAUCUCUGACCCCACAUCCCCACUCAGAACCACUUUUGUCUACCGCAUGACGGAACUCUGCAAAAGAUGCGAUCCCGUAGAAAUUGAGCUGGGUGGUGAGAUAUACCAGGCCCAGCAGAGCACCUCCUGCAAUGAACCUGAAACCUGCUAUACCUACAACAGGGACAAAUGCUACACCACAACCUUCCCAUUCCUCUACCAUGGGGAGACGAAACACGUUCAAGCAGUUCUGACACCGGCAUCCUGCUACGCGGAUUAG
Molecule: messenger RNA, 483 nt
Organism: Gavia stellata (red-throated loon)
Lineage: Eukaryota; Metazoa; Chordata; Aves; Gaviiformes; Gaviidae
Gene: JCHAIN
Product: joining chain of multimeric IgA and IgM
Exons: 4
Coding region: 1-483 (160 amino acids)
Biological process (GO): humoral immune response
Cellular component (GO): pentameric IgM immunoglobulin complex
Molecular function (GO): immunoglobulin receptor binding
Source: RefSeq, a predicted model, not a curated record